CCGGCCCGGGGCUUCAGAGCAGUUCAGAAGGCGGGGCAGCAACACUUGAGGUAUUCCCUAUAGGCAAUACCAACACACUCCAACUUGGAACUGAAAUGGAAAUAUCGAUACUAUUCCGGAAAUUAUGGUGCGUCAGAAAACAGCUAAUCGUUUUUCUAACGCCACUCGUUUUGCUGCCGUUACUUUUCGGUCUUCCAGAGAAGGAGGGGAAAUGUCUGUAUGUGGUACUGCUGAUGGCGGUGUUCUGGUGCACGGAGGCCCUGCCUCUGGCCGUCACUGCCAUGCUCCCCGUCUGCCUCUUCCCCACCAUGGGAAUCCUCCCCUCCAAGAAGGUCUGCCCCCAGUACUUCCUCGACACCAACUUCCUCUUUCUGAGUGGUCUGAUCAUGGCGUCGGCCAUUGAGGAAUGGGGACUGCACCGCCGCAUAGCGCUGAAGGUCCUCAAGAUCGUCGGCGUGAAGCCAGCCUGGCUGAUCCUGGGCAUGAUGCUGACAGCGUCGUCCCUCUCCAUGUGGCUCAGCAACACGGCCACCACCGCCAUGAUGCUGCCCAUCGCCAACGCCAUCCUGGAGAGCCUGUUUGGGGACCUGGAGACGCUGAAGAGGAACUGUAGAUCAGGGGAGGACGCUGAGAACGAGGUCAUAAAUGGCCCGUCCAACAUGAAGAUGCAGCCCGUCCAGUCCCUGCCUUCGGAGAAACAGAUUCUGUCCAUCGAAGGGCAGGACGGGGCGGAGCAGGGGGACGGGCGGACGGCUGAGGAGGUGCGGGAGGAGGCCCAGUACCAGAUGCAGAUCUGGAAGGGCUUCCUGAUCUGCAUCCCGUACGCCGCCAGCAUCGGCGGCACGGCCACGCUGACCGGCACCGCACCCAACCUCAUCCUGAUCGGACAGCUUAAAAGCUACUUCCCAGAGUGUGACGUCAUCAACUUUGGGUCUUGGUUCGCCUUCGCCCUACCACUCAUGCUCAUAUUCCUCUUUCUGGGGUGGCUGUGGAUCGCCUUCCUCUAUGGGGGACUCAACACACGAUUGUGUAUCAAGAAACAGGACCGGAGAGCCGAGGCCGAAGUCAAAGCGCAGGCGGUGAUCGAGGACGACUACAGGAAGCUGGGGCCCGUAAAUUUCGCAGAAGCAUCCAUUGCUUUCUUCUUCGUAUUGUUUGCGGUUCUGCUGUUCACCCGAGACCCCAAAUUUGUGACGGGCUGGUCCGUGUUCUUCCCCAAAGGGUACGUGUCUGACGCGGUCACCGGGGUGAUCAUCGUCUCCAUACUCUUCUUCUUCCCCUCUCAGAAGCCGUCUUUCAGCUGGUGGUUCAACCCACAAGCGAGCAACAGUGCGUACGUCCCUCUCCUCUCCUGGAAGAAGGCCCAGGACAGCGUUCCCUGGAACAUCAUCCUGCUGCUCGGAGGGGGAUUCGCUAUGGCCAAAGGCUGCGAGGAGUCCGGCCUGGCUUCGUGGAUCGGAGGCCACCUCCAGCCUCUGGCUGAGGUCCCUGCCCCUGCGGCGGCCAUGUUGCUCACCGCAUUCGUCGCCUGCUUCACCGAGUUCGCUAGCAACACCGCCACCAUCAUCAUAUUCCUACCUGUCAUCGCUGAACUGGCCAUCGCUGUGUCGGUGAACCCUCUGUACUUCAUGAUCCCCACCACGGUGGGGUCCUCGUUUGCCUUCAUGCUGCCCGUCUCCACGCCCCCCAACUCCAUCGCCUUCGCCUCCGGACACCUCUUGGUCAAAGACAUGGUGAAGACCGGUGUGGUCAUGAACAUAUUGGGGGUCCUGUGUGUGAGUCUUGCGAUGAACACAUGGGGGGUCGCCAUGUUUGAUUUAAAAAGCUAUCCAGAGUGGGCUCAUCCCGUUAACGUGUCCAGCACCCUCGUUCACAUGCACAUACCGCCCAUCCCGGGGCUCAAUGUUACCCUUUGAUAACUGACAUGAAAUAGGUAUAUGUAUGAAUAUUGUGAAUAGAGCUAACACUAUUGUUUGUGUAUUAACGAACAGGGCGGCGAUUAAUAAACGUUGACGUUGAUUCUAAA
Messenger RNA from Gadus macrocephalus (Pacific cod), 2026 nucleotides. RefSeq names its product solute carrier family 13 member 3 (gene slc13a3). The transcript is spliced from 13 exons. The record is from RefSeq and is a predicted model, not a curated record. NCBI's taxonomy places the organism in Eukaryota, Metazoa, Chordata, Actinopteri, Gadiformes, Gadidae. Gene Ontology annotation, biological process: monoatomic anion transmembrane transport; citrate transport. Bases 96 to 1916 code for a protein of 606 amino acids. Gene Ontology annotation, cellular component: membrane. Gene Ontology annotation, molecular function: succinate transmembrane transporter activity; citrate transmembrane transporter activity; sodium:dicarboxylate symporter activity.